UGUGACUCAAGGGCCUCCAAUGAACUUUCUCACUGCCGUGACAGCGCGGGGCGAGGCAAAUGUUUAUAUAGCGGCAGGAGGCGUGUGCAUGGACACAGUGCGUGAGGCUGCGGUGAAGAGGAAGGAAGCACAAAUGGAAGACCUGAGUAUCCAAAAUGUGGAUCUGGAAGAAUCUGAAAACCUGGAGAGGCACCGGACGCAGGGCUUCGGCAGCUCCGGAGCCCUGGUGGUGCGAAGAGGCGCCCCCUUCAAAGUCAGCGUGCAGCUGAGGGGCCGAGCCUUCAACCCCAGGACCGACUCCAUGGGCAUCAAAGUGAUGCUAGGCCGUCUCUUCGUGACAAUGCCAGUCACCUACAGCCGGCAGAGGGGCUCCUCCUCUGGCUGGACGGCCCACGUGGACCCAGACGGGCUGAGGCUCCACAAGCCCUCCGUCUCCAUCUGCCCCCCGGCCUCCGCCUCGGUGGGCUGCUACAGGUUUCAGCUGUGCGUGUUCACCACCAGCGGCCAGGAGAAGUGCACCUCCGGCAAGUUCAUCCUGCUCUGCAAUCCCUGGUGUCAAGAGGAUGCUGUGUAUAUUCCCUUCGAGGACCAGAGAGAGGAAUACGUCCACAACGACGCGGGGUUGCUGUUUAUGGGGACACCUAUGAACCUUGUGUCAAGACCGUGGUCCUUUGAUCUGUACGAGCCUGGAGUUUUGGAGGCUUGUCUGAAUAUGCUCCAAAUCAGCCCUCAGCAUCAAACCAAGUCGCGUCUGGACUACCUGAACCGGAGCAGCCCCGUCUACAUCAGCCGCGUGGUGUCGGCCAUGAUCAACAGUGAAGAUGACCGCGGCGUCCUGAAGGGGAACUGGUCAGACGAUUUCAAACAAGGGGUCCAUCCGUCCAUGUGGAGCGGCAGCGGGGACAUCCUGAGGCAGUGGGCCCAGACUGGUUACAGCCCAGUCAAGUAUGGCCAGUGCUGGGUGUUUGCAGCUGUCAUGUGCACAGUCAUGCGAGUUCUUGGGAUUCCUUGUCGCGUCGUCACAAACUUCAACUCUGCGCACGACACCAACAGCAACCUGGUGAUUGAGGAGUACUACAGUGAAACAGGCCAGAAGCUGAACACCAGCAAAGACAGCAUAUGGAACUUCCAUAUUUGGGUGGAGUGCUGGAUGGCCCGUGGGGAUCUGGGGUCUGGGUUGGACGGCUGGCAGGUUCUGGACCCAACGCCUCAAGAGCGGAGUGGAGGAGUCUUCUGCUGCGGCCCAGCUCCCGUUAAAGCCAUACGGGAUCGGCGCAUCGACCUGCUUUACGACGUCCCCUUCGUCUACGCCGAGGUCAACGCCGACGUGCACAGAAUCGUGGUGAGCCAGGGUCGGGUGCUCAGCCUCAGCAAAGACACGGAGCGAGUGGGCUCCCUCAUUUGCACCAAGGCCAUCGGCUUCCCCAGAGUGCACAACAUCACAGGAGACUACAAACAAGUCAAAAGUCCAACGUCAACACUUAGAUCAGUUCGUUCCACAGCAUCAGAUAAUUCAACAUUGACAAGAGCAGGGCCGUCUGAGGGAGUGCUGGUCUCCCUCCACCUGGAUAAAGCUCCCGUCGCCGGGGAACCCAUCGCCUUCACAGUUAAGAUCAUGAACAAGCAGAGGGUGGCCAAGAAGCUGAAGGUGCACCUCAACGCCCAGGUCAAGGAGUACAACCCCAGACCGGCAGAGGAGCUGAAGACCUUCUGGGAAUCUCACGGAGUUUUACAACUGGCGCCCAUGGAAGUCAAGCUGCUGAGCCAGCAGAUCCUCCCAUCCCAGUACAGGGAUCUGGUAGGAGACAAGAUGAUCAACCUCGCCGCCGUCCUGCAGGACACGGCCAGUCGCGAGCAUGCCUUGGCCUCGGAGGAGUUUAAUAUCGCCAGUCCUCAGAUCCUGAUUCAGAUUGCAGAUGAAAAAUCCAUUGUGCCAAACAAGGAGCAGGCGGCUACCGUGUCCUUCACCAACCCGUUCCCUCACCCAGUGGGCGGAACGCUGACUGUAGCCGGGGCUGGGCUCAUUCAGGGCAAGCUUCACUUCAGGCUCCUCCCACUGCUUCCCGGACGAAGGGUGGAGCAGCGCAUCGCUUUUAACCCCAGCAUGGUGGGAACUAAGAUGCUGCAAGCCAGCCUGACGCUGACAGACAUCAGCACCACCAUCAGAGGCUUCAAGAUGGUGGCUGUAAACAACUCCUAGAAGCUUACUUCAUGCACCCUGCCCAGUGUUUGUAUAUAUUGUUGUGAAUUUAUUUAUUCUGAUAUUUAUUUUAAACUAUGACAAACAACCUUGCGAUGUGAAACACACAUUUUUUUACUAAGAACUCGCUACAACAGA
This is a messenger RNA of Betta splendens (Siamese fighting fish), 2338 nucleotides long. It is a transcript of the gene tgm5l, whose product is annotated as transglutaminase 5, like. The coding region runs from base 20 to 2200 and encodes 726 amino acids. The record is from RefSeq and is a predicted model, not a curated record. Lineage: Eukaryota; Metazoa; Chordata; Actinopteri; Anabantiformes; Osphronemidae. The transcript has 14 exons. Gene Ontology annotation, biological process: peptide cross-linking. Gene Ontology annotation, molecular function: protein-glutamine gamma-glutamyltransferase activity.